Solanum verrucosum is the source of this 777-nucleotide messenger RNA. RefSeq lists its product as uncharacterized. Gene Ontology annotation, molecular function: nucleic acid binding. The transcript has 3 exons. NCBI's taxonomy places the organism in Eukaryota, Viridiplantae, Streptophyta, Magnoliopsida, Solanales, Solanaceae. The record is from RefSeq and is a predicted model, not a curated record. Bases 1 to 777 code for a protein of 258 amino acids.
AUGGACUUAAUUACGGGCUUAACUCGUACUCACAGACAACAUGACUCCAUUUGGGUGACAGUGGAAAGAGUUACUAAGUCCGCUCACUUCUUGGUUGUCAAGACUACAUAUUCAGCGGAGGACUAUGCAAAACUCUACAUCCAUGAGAUAGUCAGGCUACAUGGGGUUCCUUUGUCUAUCAUCUCAGAUGGAGGUCCUCUAGUUACCUCUCAUUUCUGGAAAUCAUUUGAGAAAGGUCUUGGUGCUCAAAUGGCCCCAUAUGAGGCAUUGUAUGAGUGUAGAUGCAGGUCCCCGAUUGGUUGGUUUGAUGUAGGUGAAGCAACCAUAAUAGUGCCAGAUUCAGGUCAUGAAGCUAUGGAAAAAGUGUCACCAAUGAAGGGAAUACUGAGAUUUGGGAAUAAAGGGAAGCUCAAUCCUAGAUAUGUAGGUCCUUAUAGAAUCCUGAAAAGGAUUGUUAAUGUGGCUUAUACGUUAGAGUUGCCAGCACAACUAGCAGCGAUCAAUCCUAUUUUUCACAUUUCCUUGUUGAAGAAGUAUGUGGUUGAUCUGGCAUCGAUAGUACCAUUAAAGAGUGUAAUUGUGAAGGAUAGUCUCACUUAUGAAGAGGUUCCAGUCGAGAUCCUUGACCAUCAAGUUUGUAGGUUGAGAAAUAAAGAAGUAGUUUCAGUGAAUGUUUUGUGGAGGAGUCAGUCUGUAGAGGGAGAUACUUGGGAAGAAGAAGCAGUCAUGAAGGCCAAGUAUCCUCAUCUCUUUCCAUCCGAUUUUGUUUCAGCUUGA